GAAUAAAUCUCUCUCACGAGCGUUUCUUGUUCUGCUCCUUUCUUCUUCUUGUUCUUCUUCAAUUCGUUUCCACCCUUAGCUCCACAGCGAAGGAGGAGAAAGAGAGCGGGAUCAGAUCGCGAUCGGAUCUAGGGUUUAUCUUUCAGGAACAGCAGGGUAUCUGAUUUAGGGUUGUUCAAGUAGAAGGGUCCAAUGGCUGCAUCAGAAGAAAAUAGCUCAUUGUUUCCCAUUUUUAUUUUGACAAUAAUGGCACUUCCUUUGGUGCCUUAUACAAUAGCCAAGUUAUGCCGUGCUGUCUCGAAGAAAGCGAGGACCAUACAUUGUCAGUGUUCCGAAUGUGAACGUUCAGGGAAGUACAAGAAAUCCAUAUUUAAGCGGAUCUCAAAUUUCUCGACAUGCAGUAACUUGACACUUGUGCUGCUCUGGGUCGUUAUGAUAUUCUUGAUAUACUACAUUAAGAACAUGAGCCGCGAGGUUCAAGUUUUCGAACCAUUUAGUAUACUUGGAUUGGAACCUGGAGUUUCGGAUUCAGAAAUUAAAAAAGCAUAUAGGAGGCUGUCCAUCCAAUACCAUCCUGAUAAAAACCCAGAUCCAGAGGCCCAUAAAUAUUUUGUGGAGUUCAUAUCUAAAGCUUACCAGGCUUUGACGGAUCCCAUAUCUCGUGAAAACUUUGAGAAGUAUGGCCAUCCAGAUGGCAGACAGGGAUUUCAAAUGGGCAUUGCUCUUCCUCAAUUUCUCCUAGACAUAGAUGGAGCAUCUGGUGGCAUAUUAUUACUGUGGAUAGUCGGUCUUUGUAUUCUCCUACCCCUUGUGGUUGCUGUGAUAUAUCUCUCGAGGUCAUCAAAGUAUACCGGGAACUAUGUUAUGCACCAGACACUUUCGGCCUACUAUUAUCUAAUGAAACCCUCUUUAGCACCAAACAAAGUUAUGGAAGUUUUCACCAAGGCAGCUGAAUACAUGGAGAUUCCUGUUCGUAGAACUGAUGACGAGCCUCUCCAGAAGCUCUUUAUGUCGGUCAGGAGUGAGUUAAAUCUGGACCUGAAGAACAUUAAGCAAGAGCAGGCUAAGUUUUGGAAACAGCAUCCUGCGAUAGUCAAGACCGAACUGUUGAUUCAGGCUCAGUUAACUCGUGAAUCAGCAGUCCUCUCUCCAGCUCUGCUUCAUGAUUUCAGCCGUGUGCUAGAGCUUGCACCUCGCCUUCUUGAAGAGUUGCUGAAGAUGGCGGUUAUACCUCGAACUGCCCAAGGGCAUGGAUGGCUGAGACCCGCUAUUGGAGUAGUGGAGCUCUCUCAAUGCAUUGUGCAGGCCGUUCCCCUUAGCGCGAGGAAAUCAUCUGCGGGAUCUUCUGAAGGCAUUGCUCCAUUCUUGCAGCUUCCUCAUUUCAGUGAGGCCAUCAUCAAGAAGAUAUCGCGGAAGAAGGUCAGAUCAUUCCAGGAGCUACAAGAAAUGAGCUUGGAAGACCGGUCUGAACUGCUCACCCAGGUUGCGGGAUUGUCGGCUUCUGAUGUGGCAGACAUCGAGAAGGUUCUAGAGAUGAUGCCGUCUCUGACAAUAGACAUAACCUGCGAGACGGAAGGCGAAGAAGGCAUCCAAGAGGGCGACAUCGUAACCAUUCAAGCUUGGGUCACUCUCAAACGACCCAACGGCCUAAUCGGCGCCCUUCCUCAUGCCCCGUUCUUCCCCUUCCACAAGGAGGAGAACUACUGGUUCCUUCUCGCAGAUUCCGUCUCGAACAACGUCUGGUUCUCUCAGAGAGUGAACUUCAUGGAAGAAGCAGCGGCCAUAACCGCCGCUUCGAAGGCCAUCGGGGAGACGAUGGAAGGGUCGGGAGCGAGCAUAAGGGAAACGAACGAUGCAGUGAGGGAAGCGAUAGAGAAGGUGAAAAACGGGUCGAGGCUGGUGAUGGGGAAAUUCCAAGCGCCGGCAGAGGGGACGUACAACUUGACUUGCUUCUGCUUGUGCGAUUCGUGGAUCGGUUGCGACAAAAAGAUGCCGAUGAAGGUGAAGAUUCUGAAGAGAACCCGGGCCGGGACCCGUGGAAUGGUAACAGAAGAGGGAGUGAUGGCGGAAGAUGGUAUGGAGGAGGAAGAGGAGAUCGAGGAAGAGGAUUACGACGAUUAUGAGAGCGAAUACAGCGAAGACGAGGACGAGAAGAAAGGAGGGUCGAAGAAGAAGGCGAAUGGGUCUUUGAACAAGAAAGAGUCGAGUUCUGAAGAAUCGGGUUCGGAGGAAGAGUGAUGGAAGGUGAGGUUAGAACACUCUCUCUCCAAGGACCUUUUUUUUCCUAAUAUGAUGCUCGUUUAGACUCGGUGGUGGUUUAGCUUUUUUAUUUGUACUGUCAAAGUUUUUUGAUGAAUUUUUUACGACUUGGAUAUUCAUCACAGAGGGGAUAUAAUUCUUCUGAAAUUGAAAA
Tarenaya hassleriana is the source of this 2413-nucleotide messenger RNA. RefSeq names its product dnaJ protein ERDJ2A. NCBI's taxonomy places the organism in Eukaryota, Viridiplantae, Streptophyta, Magnoliopsida, Brassicales, Cleomaceae. Gene Ontology annotation, molecular function: RNA binding; transmembrane protein transporter activity. The transcript is spliced from 11 exons. The coding region runs from base 193 to 2238 and encodes 681 amino acids. The record is from RefSeq and is a predicted model, not a curated record. Gene Ontology annotation, cellular component: Sec62/Sec63 complex. Gene Ontology annotation, biological process: SRP-dependent cotranslational protein targeting to membrane; post-translational protein targeting to endoplasmic reticulum membrane.